This is a messenger RNA of Penicillium brevicompactum, 2019 nucleotides long. Its product is annotated as F-box/WD repeat-containing protein. Bases 1 to 2019 code for a protein of 672 amino acids. The transcript has 2 exons. Lineage: Eukaryota; Fungi; Ascomycota; Eurotiomycetes; Eurotiales; Aspergillaceae. Gene Ontology annotation, molecular function: protein binding. The record is from RefSeq and is a predicted model, not a curated record.
AUGACCGAUCAACCUGAAACCUCGACUUCACGGCGAAUCUUGAUCUCGAAUGCGGGGCCCAGUGCCAAUCCUCAGUCCGACAACCAGUCCGACACCCAGUCCGACACCCCGCGCAAAGAUGCCGAUACGCAGACUCUGGAGGAAUUAGCACGCGAAAAUGUUGCGCCGUUCCUCGCCAAACACCAGCCGAGGCAGUAUGCGCCUUUGCGCUCGCAGGUGUCAAACCCUGCUGAACCACGUAUCGCCAACGCCAGUUACUGCUACCGCCACCAGCCAGACUCCAAGUGCGGCAGGCGACAAGCAGACGAGCAAUCAAUGUCCCAGCUGCAGUCAGAAUUGAAUGGCCUCUCCCAGGAAGAUCAGAAAGGCAUUUCCCAUGUGUGGUCAUUAUUCUCCGCCGCCCCUGCCAAGCAGCGCACGCUGAUGCUGCAGGGAAUUCUCGCACAGUGCUGCUUCCCCCAACUGUCCUACAUUUCUGCCAGCGUCCGUGAAUUGAUCCGAAUUGACUUCCUGGCUGCUUUGCCUCCAGAGCUCUCUUUCAAGAUCCUGCGAUACCUCGACACGGCCUCGUUGUGCCGGGCUGCCCAGGUCUCUCCGCGCUGGAAGGCUCUUUCGGACGAUGAUGUGGUGUGGCACCGGAUGUGCGAGCAACAUAUUCGCCGGAAGUGUAACAAGUGUGGUUGGGGUCUUCCUCUUCUGGAUCGCAAGCGCCUGCGUGAGGCGAAGCGUGAGAUUGAACUGCGUGCCAGUAACUGGGGGAACAACGAUCCCUCUGUUGCACCUGCUGACACUGCGGCCACCGAGUCUUGCUUGACCGUCCCUGCCGCAUCCAAUGGAAAACGCAAGAUCGAAGCGGAAGAGGAAGAGGAGGAUGAUGUCGCCCUUAACUCGGAUGAGGUUGAAGGUUACUUCAAACGGCGUUAUCGCCCUUGGAAAGACGUCUAUCGUGACCGAUUCGUUGUCGGUAUGAAUUGGAAGCACAAGCGUUGCUCUGUCAAGGUAUUCAAGGGGCACCGUGACAGUGUCAUGUGUUUGCAAUUCGAUGAUAACAUUCUGAUGUCUGGGUCUUACGAUGCCACCGUCAAGAUCUGGGAUACUGACACUGGCGAAGAACUGCGGACACUCAAGGGCCACACUGCUGGAGUUCGAUGUCUCCAAUUCGACGACACGAAGUUGAUUACUGGCAGCUUGGAUCGUAGUAUUCGCAUCUGGAACUGGCGCACCGGCGAAUGUAUUUCGAAGUACAACGGCCACGCCGAAGCGGUCAUCGCGCUUCACUUUGACUCCACUCUCCUUGCAUCCGCGUCAGUCGACCAUACUGUCAAGAUCUGGAACUUCAAGGACAAAUCCACUUUUGUUUUGCCUCACCCUGCAGGGGUGAAUGCUGUGAAGAUUGACUCAGCCUCACAGACGGUACUGACCGCCUGCGACGAUGGUGCCGCUCGUCUUUGGGAUCUCACGACCAAGACUUGUCUCCGUGUCUUCCACAAUCACAUUGGCUCGGUGCAGCAGGUCGUGGCUCUGCCCCGCGAAAUCGAACUGGAGAAUCAUCUCGCCGACUGCGAGAAUGACCAUGUCAGUACAUCUUCACAGCACGGCGACAGUCUUCUCAGCGCCCUGUCUCCCACUCUCGAGCACAAAUCUCUUUCUCAUCAGCCCUCUCCCUUUGGCUCCUCCUUCGACCAAGCAGAGGGCCACGAGAAUCGCGUGGAGCCUCCCCGCUACAUCAUCACCAGCGGCCUGGAUGCCACCAUUCGACUGUGGGAGACCAGCACUGGAAGAUGCUUGCGCACCUUCUUCGGCCACCUCGAGGGAAUCUGGGGAUUGUCUGCCGACACUUUGCGCAUCGCCUCUGGUGGAAUGGAUCGCAUGGUCAAAAUCUGGGAUCCUCGCAUCCCCACCUGCCAAGACACGUACGAAGGGCACAGCGCAGCAGUCAACUGCAUUGGCCUCAGUGACAGCCGAUUCAUCACCGGUGGUGACGAUUAUCAAGUCCGCAUGUACGACUUCAGAGCCUAG